Cokeromyces recurvatus is the source of this 1764-nucleotide messenger RNA. Its product is annotated as ribonuclease H-like domain-containing protein. The transcript has 5 exons. Lineage: Eukaryota; Fungi; Mucoromycota; Mucoromycetes; Mucorales; Mucoraceae. The record is from RefSeq and is a predicted model, not a curated record. The coding region runs from base 169 to 1686 and encodes 505 amino acids. Gene Ontology annotation, molecular function: snRNA binding; 3'-5'-RNA exonuclease activity. Gene Ontology annotation, biological process: snRNA 3'-end processing. Gene Ontology annotation, cellular component: cytoplasm; Cajal body.
UUUUAGGGGGGGGGAAACAAAAGGUAAGAUGAUAAAUAGAGAGAGAGGGAAAGAAAAAAGGAAUAAAUUUUCAUUUGAAUAGAAGUGUAUUACUUUUAAUUCUUUAUACCUAGUUUGUAAGUAAAAUUUUACGAAUUUAUGCUAAUCAGGCUGUUUCCAUGAAGAAAAAUGAAAAUACCUUCUAGUGCAUACAUAUCAACUUAUAAUGACGUGACAAAAGAUAAUCUCGAGUCGUAUUUUUUAGACUUUUUACCUAAGCUUAAAAAGGCUUCUCAUAUGGCCAUCGAUUUUGAAUUUACAGGACUUGCUAGACCUAGAUCAACCGACAUGAAUCAUCGCUAUUUAACCAUGAAAAAAGUGAUUGAAGAGCAUUCUAUUGUAUCUUUUGGAGUUUCAAUCAUGAAAAGAAUCGAUGCUGAUGAUGAAAAGAAUGAACUUGAUGAUGAUUGUAACAAUUCUAGUAAUGGCAAUAAAAAAUUUUCUUCAUCUCAACCCAUUAUAACAUCUGACUAUGCGACCAUCGAGAGAAAAAACAAUGAAUCGGAAAAAGCAUGUUCUUUAAAUGAUACUUGUAUAACAAAAUCAGUACCGAUAGCAGAAGAACCCAAACAUAGUCAAACAUAUGAAUGCGACAACUAUAAUUUUUUAACAUUAAAGGAGGGUCCUUUAUUGUUUAGUACAGGCAACGCUCAAUUUCUUGCAGAAUCUGGAUUUAGUUUUGAUAAACUAAUUCAUGAGGGCAUUCCUUUCAUCCCUCCAGGAGACGUUAUUAGAAGAGAGAAUGAAAGAGAAGAAUCGAAUGAUACUAUGACGGGCGUUGUUGCGACAACGACUGUUAGAGAUACGAAAUUAUUCCAAUUAUGGAAAGCCAUCUUAGGCAUAUUAAAAUAUAACAAUAUACCUUUAAUAUUACAUAAUGGUUUACAUGAUCUUAUGUAUCUAUAUCAUAGUUUUAUUGGUAAACUGCCUAAUACACUUUCAGGCUUUAUUCAUAGUAUUUCGAAUCAUUUCCCUUCAGGGAUUUAUGAUACAAAAUAUCUAGCCUAUGAAUUAAAUUUCAAUGCCACUUUUUUAUCGUAUGUGUUCGCAAAGGCAGACCGUUUAAGACAAAAUCGAUUUAUGAAGAGUACUAAAGAAGAGCCUUAUUUUGAAGUGAUUGUAAAUAAGCCCAUUGAACCCAUAAGAUUAACAAAAUCCGUAUCUUCUUCCAACACUAAUAAUAUAGUACCGACUGCUACAAUUACCAUUACAAAUUCUCAAAAGAAAAGAAAGGGAUCAAUUGAUUCUUUACCCACUACCUUUAAUAAGAAGAACAACAAGAAAAAAAUAAAGAAUAGUACUAUCUGUAAAUCAUACGCUGCAAAAGGGUGGUGUGAGCUUGAAAAGACAGGUCAUUCAGAACAUCAUAAAUAUAGUAAACUUCAUGACAUUCAGUAUGUAUUAGACUGGGAAAUGGGAAAUUCAGAAUACCCUCAAGUCUAUACUUCUAAUCUCAAACAAGGAAAUACGAUAGAAGGUGCCCAUUCUGCUCAUUUUGAUGCCUAUAUGACUGCAUUUUCUUUUUGUUAUUUCAUACAUACAAUUCCAUCAGAUACUUUAAAAGAAAGUAUAAACAAGAUCAAGCUUGAUUUUAUGCCAUAUCCAUUAAGAUUUCCUUUAAAAAUAAAUGAAUCCAACAAAUCAUAAUUCUGCAUUAUAUCCUCUUUUUUCAUCAUAUUCAUUAAAGCAUUUUUUUUUCUUACAAUUUAUUUAUGUAUGUUGUAU